Messenger RNA from Coprinopsis cinerea okayama7#130, 156 nucleotides. RefSeq names its product fungal mating-type pheromone. The transcript has a single exon. Gene Ontology annotation, molecular function: mating pheromone activity. Gene Ontology annotation, cellular component: membrane. The coding region runs from base 1 to 156 and encodes 51 amino acids. The record is from RefSeq and is a predicted model, not a curated record. Lineage: Eukaryota; Fungi; Basidiomycota; Agaricomycetes; Agaricales; Psathyrellaceae.
AUGGACGAUCUCACAGUCAUUCUCAAUCUGUCCGAGCUCCCCCCAGAGUUCACUGCCAUGAUGAACUCGUCACCUGAAUUUCCGUCCAACACCACCGACGUGCCAAUAGACGAGGAUACCCCCUACCGUCCUGUUACUGCCUGUGUUAUCUCGUAA